This is a messenger RNA of Cryphonectria parasitica EP155, 318 nucleotides long. RefSeq lists its product as uncharacterized. NCBI's taxonomy places the organism in Eukaryota, Fungi, Ascomycota, Sordariomycetes, Diaporthales, Cryphonectriaceae. Gene Ontology annotation, biological process: mitochondrial respiratory chain complex I assembly. The record is from RefSeq and is a predicted model, not a curated record. Bases 1 to 318 code for a protein of 105 amino acids. The transcript is spliced from 3 exons.
AUGUCUUCAGGAUACGGUCUGAAUGGAGGUCCGGGCCGUUGCUUUCCGUUCUGGCAGGAGGUGCUCGCCUGCUACGUCGUGAACGUGAACUCGGAAGAUGAUUCGGGCAAGAAGAAGUGUGUCCCGGUGCUGGAGGACUACUACGAGUGCAUGCAUCACAAGAAAGAGGCUGCCCGGGCGAUGGCGUUACAAACAGCAUACAGGAAAGCCGAGUUAAACCAAGGACGCGAGAAUGUACCGACAGCGGGACAAAUACGGAAUUUAGGACUACUAGGCAAGGAGGACGAUACCAAGAAGGUGCUGGCGUCCAGCUCAUAG